Messenger RNA from Rhipicephalus sanguineus (brown dog tick), 953 nucleotides. RefSeq lists its product as uncharacterized. The transcript has 7 exons. The record is from RefSeq and is a predicted model, not a curated record. Bases 18 to 923 code for a protein of 301 amino acids. Lineage: Eukaryota; Metazoa; Arthropoda; Arachnida; Ixodida; Ixodidae.
AGGAGGAGCCUCCAUUGAUGUGCUCACUGGACGGACACCACGUGUACCGGUAUCCCGUAGAGAUGUGCUCCUACAUUAUCUUCCUUUCGGCCGUGAUUGACCUUUUCAAGGGCAGCGUCGACCCACUUGCGGGAACGGAGCAGCAGUACGACGCAUUCAUGAAGGCGUCUAAGAGCGGCGACCUGAAGAAGCUGCUUUCGUUCCGCUACGAUGACGUCAACUCCAUGACCGCUGACGACAUCAGCACCGGCUUCGUCAAGGUGCGCUCGAAUGUGUUUCACGGAGUCGACUUUCGCUUCACGCAGAGCAACCCCACUUGGCUCAAGCUCCUCACGGACCUUCGAGUGCUCGCUGACCAGAACGGCUACCUUAUUCACGUAGUCUUCGACGAGCCUACGAGUGACCAGAUAAGCCAAGUUCACAUGGCCUCCCUCCGGGUGUACAAACCGCUUUCACAGGGUCCCUACAAGGCAUCUCCAAUUCAAGCCAAAAAGGAUAUUGUGGAAGCCGUGAGCAAAUACUCCAGAGAGCUCGUUACCGGCGGCAAAAAACUGGCAUCAAGCGCAUGGCACUGCAUCGGCUUGAGUCUGGCUGCCGUUGCCUUCCAAAGCAGCAGCGACCUCGACGACGACGCUGUGGGAGUGAAAAGGCUCAGCUACUGCGAGUUUGAUCGCAACAGCAGCGAGAGGGUUACUUGGGACCCAUCGUAUUUUACCAGAACGUACCAGAACGACCUGGUGGUUUUCGAGAAGGACAAAGAAUUCAGCGAAAAACUGAAGGAGGUCACCAAGCUCUCCAAGUCGUGCGUUCUCUUGGACGACGUGUUCUACGACUACCACAAGUGCCAGUGCGACAAGCCAAACUUCAAGCUUUUGCGAGCGGCACGUCGCGUCCUCUGGGGCGGUUCCACCAGGCUGUCCUGAAAACGAAGCCGGCAAAUCGGCGUUGGUCCU